This is a messenger RNA of Pogona vitticeps (central bearded dragon), 1089 nucleotides long. RefSeq names its product malectin (gene MLEC). The record is from RefSeq and is a predicted model, not a curated record. Gene Ontology annotation, cellular component: membrane. Gene Ontology annotation, molecular function: carbohydrate binding. NCBI's taxonomy places the organism in Eukaryota, Metazoa, Chordata, Lepidosauria, Squamata, Agamidae.
GGGCGGGAUGCGUCUCGGGGGGCGCGAAGGCGGCAGCGUCGGGGCAGUGGGACCGCGACCGAAGUGAGGCGCCAGGAAGGAGACAGCGAUGGCCGGGGCCGGGGGGUCCCCGCCGCCGGGCGGCUCCCUGCUCUUCUGGCUGCUGGUGUUGCUCCUGGCAGCCCCGCCGCCUCCCGGCGUGGAAGGGGCCGGCCUGGCCGACAGCGUGAUCUGGGCUGUGAACGCCGGCGGGGAGGCCCACGUCGACGUCCACGGCAUCCACUUCCGGAAGGACCCCCUCGAAGGACGGGUGGGACGAGCCUCCGACUAUGGCAUGAAGCUGCCGAUCUUGCGGUCCAACCCGGAAGAUCAGAUUCUUUACCAGACGGAACGCUACAACGAGGAGACCUUUGGCUACGAGGUGCCCAUCAAGGAAGAGGGGGACUACGUGCUGGUGCUGAAGUUUGCAGAGGUCUAUUUUGCACAGUCACAGCAGAAGGUUUUUGACGUGCGCGUGAAUGGCCACGUAGUGGUGAAAGACCUGGACAUCUUUGACAGAGUUGGACACAGCACAGCUCAUGAUGAGAUCAUUCCUAUUAGCAUCAAGAAGGGGAAGCUGAGUGUCCAAGGAGAAGUUUCAACAUUCACGGGAAAGCUUAACAUUGAGUUUGUCAAGGGGUACUAUGAUAAUCCCAAAAUCUGCGCACUCUAUGUUCUCGCGGGCACAGUGGACGAUGUUCCGAAGCUGCAGCCCCACCCAGGCCUGGAAAAAAAAGAGGAGGAAGAAGAGGAAGAGGAGUAUGAAGAGGGAUCCAGCACUAAAAAGCAGGCCAAUAAGAACCGGGUCCAGUCCGGGCCCCGCACACCAAACCCCUACGCCUCGGACAACAGCAGCCUCAUGUUCCCUAUCUUAGUGGCCUUUGGUGUCUUCAUUCCCACCCUCUUCUGCCUGUGCCGGUUGUGAGAGAGAGACAAGGCUGGCCUGGCACGAGGGACGGCGGGCUGGAGAGGAGGAGUCCUACCAAGCAUGGUGGCUGUUCUGGCUUCUCUACGUUCCUCGUAAUUUAAGGAAAAUAAAAGUUUGCUCAGAAGCAGCAGCAGGUACAAGAA